This is a messenger RNA of Dibothriocephalus latus, 315 nucleotides long. Lineage: Eukaryota; Metazoa; Platyhelminthes; Cestoda; Diphyllobothriidea; Diphyllobothriidae. The record is from the annotation of a GenBank genome assembly.
AUGUGGGCCUUGUUUCUUUUUACGGCAACCAUCGAGGCCCUCCACUAUCCAGCGGAGUUCACCAUGCAAGUCAUGAACUACCCAAAUAUCGUCACCCAGCGGGAGAAAUGUCUCCCGGGACGCGGUCUUAACCAGCUGCAAAAGACGCUGGUUUGUGAUCCACGGGAAAUUCUGACUCCUGAUGAAGUGAAGCUACUGAACCGACAGCUCCUGGACUUGCAAGCUUCCCUUAACAGCGAUAAGAAGGCCUGUGACGAGGCGUACCCGCGCCCUACAAUCGCCGUCGCUCUGGAGAGGCGCAUGCAGCUUGGGUAA